This is a messenger RNA of Leptopilina heterotoma, 2061 nucleotides long. RefSeq names its product forkhead box protein N3-like. Gene Ontology annotation, cellular component: nucleus. Gene Ontology annotation, molecular function: DNA-binding transcription factor activity; cis-regulatory region sequence-specific DNA binding. The transcript has 6 exons. The record is from RefSeq and is a predicted model, not a curated record. Gene Ontology annotation, biological process: regulation of DNA-templated transcription. NCBI's taxonomy places the organism in Eukaryota, Metazoa, Arthropoda, Insecta, Hymenoptera, Figitidae. Bases 151 to 1626 code for a protein of 491 amino acids.
UGGCGUUUAGAUCAGCUGGAUUUUGUAUAGAGUGAGUGCUUGAGAUGCUCCUCGUUAGGAAAAAGUACACCAGAAUACCGUCUGCGUGAGUGAAUACUUGAAAGAAGAAGAAGAAGAAAAAGAAGAAAAUUGAAGAAAAAGAGUGAAAUAAUGGCACCAGACAGGCCGGAUACAACAAAUAUGGAAACUGCCGUUGGUUUGACAGUCACGCACGUCCUUGACUGUGGAGAAGCUAUUUAUUCAGUGAGAGACGAAGACAUUGCGACUGAAGGCAGCUCCAUUGACGAGUUGAACGAGGGAAGUCCACGAAGUGAUAAAUCCAUGAAAAGCAAUCAGUCCGAUGAUGAUUUGACAUCUCUUACUUGGCUUCAUCAGCAAAAUCUCCUCAAGAGUCUCGAAAUUUCUAAAUCUUCCAAGAGCGCAAAAGAAGAAAAUGUCCUCAACAACAAUAUUUGCGAUGAUCUCUCGGAGAAUACAAACUCUGUUUCCAGUCUUGAUGAAAGCUAUUCAACAGAGAGCAACGGCAAGAGUCCGAAUUCAGUGCAGAGUCAAUCGGCAGGAGGGAGAAAUCAUAAGGUAUCACAAAUUUUCCAGGAGAAAAUAUUCUUUGACGGUGUUCCAAGUAAUCACUCGAAGAUCUCGUUGAGCAACAACAAUCUUCCAGUCUCGAAUCGCAUGAAGCAUCCAACUCAUAUACCUUAUGAUCCUCAAUUGCACAAAAAUAGUAAACCACCCUAUUCAUUUUCGUGUCUCAUCUUCAUGGCGAUCGAGGACAGUCCAGUGAAAGCCCUGCCAGUUAAGGAAGUCUACGCUUGGAUUCUCGAUCAUUUCCCGUAUUUCAGAAACGCUCCGACCGGCUGGAAGAACUCGGUUCGACACAAUUUGAGUCUGAACAAGUGCUUUCGAAAAGUGGAAAAGGCCUCAAAUUUGGGAAAGGGUUCGUUGUGGAUGGUGGACGCGCAGUACCGUCCGAAUUUGAUACAGGCGCUGUCUCGCGCCCCCUUUCCUCCGCCGACUGCUCAAAAUAUUUCGUCGCCCGAGAAAGUGUCGAGGAAAAGUGUGAGCACUCGACUUCCCGAUCCCGUUCUCUUCCCCUAUCUCUCAAAAAGACUCGCGUCAAGCAAUAUUUGCGACACACACGAGAACGAGAUCGACAGUGAUGUUGACGCGGCGGCGGCUGCGAUGCUUUCUUUCAAGCACGGACCUAUUAUUUUAAAUCACAAUAAAGAUCGGAAGAGAAAGUUUCCGGACCAGGAAAAGCUCGUUCCGGUAAUCACAAGGAGCUCUAGCGAGGAUCAUACAUACAGUUGCAUUACUUCUAUCAAACUCGAGAGCAAAAGAUGUUCAACCACAGAAUCUUCAGGAGCGGAUUUUGACGAGCAGAGAAAAAUUGCCGAAGGUGCGGACGCACUGUUGAAUUUGGCUGGAGUCAGCAGCACAGUAUUGAAUCAAAAUCGAGCGCACCACUCUCAAAAUUACAGUGGAGGAUCAAAAACGGAAGGAGGAGCGCCCAAGGCGAAGAGGAGAUCCACCAGCAACAACGACUAUUCAAACAGUGACAAGCGACGUCGACGCUGGAGAGAGUGGGGCGAGGGCAACCGUUACCUCAAACAGGUCAAGGGGUAAUAUAUCAUGUCAAUUCGUGGCAGCGCCAAAAACUUCUCCCUCUUUUUCCCCCCUUCAUUACUUUUUCAAUCGUCAAAAUCUUACCCUAAUUUUCGAAAACAUAGGAAAAACAAGAUCUGCCUAAAAUAGUUGCUUAAAAAGAGAGAGAGAAUUUUUUUCUCCGUUGUCCAAAAUCCCUUUUUAAAAAAAAAAUUGUCCCACGUGAGGAAAACAUUUUACAUCUCACAACCGCACUUUAAUUCCGAAAAAUCGUUAAAAACUUCGGUAUUGGCGGUUGCUCAGGGUUUAAAACUCGCUAAAUGCCAAAAUGAAAAAAAGAAUAAAUAAUGAAACAAACAAACAACCGUAGCACUAAACUUGAAGCAAUAUUAGAGUAUAAAGAAAAAAAAAUCAGUAAAAGAUUAAUUACUUGUAUAUCAAUAUAUAUAUAAAUAA